AAGAAGAUGAGAAAAAGAUUAAAAGUCCUCAUGAGCAACGAAAUGAUAGAGUAAAGGAGCAUGUUGCGCAUUUAAUUAAAAAUGUUUCUUUCCAUGGUCUUUCUUACGUCGCCGACAAAAGAAACAAUUAUUUUCGAAGAGCUAUAUGGUUUUUAAUUACGGUUGGUGCGUUUAUCUAUGCUGUUGAAAAAGUUUAUGAAAGUACUGUUAAUUACUUUUCUUAUCCAUUCAAAACCGCUCGCAUGAAAAUUUAUGUCAAUGAAUUAAAUUUUCCGGCUGUAUCAUUCUGUAAUUUGAAUGAUUUUUUGUUUAGCAAACUAAAUGGCACCAAACUUGAUGAAUCAAUUUUGUACCCUGAUGAUCCUGAAAAAAACAAUGUCUCAGAAAUAGAAAUUAGCAACAUUACUUCUGAUGCCACAAUUCGAUUAGAUCAAAUGUUAGUUGAUUGUGAGUUUGAAGGCAAAAAAUGCACUCAUGAAAACUUUACAGAUUUCUGGACUAUGCAGGGCGAACUUUGUUUUACAUUUAACUCUGGAAAAAAUUCUCAUUCAUUAUUAAAGGUAAGUGGAGUUGGGGUGUUAAGAAGCUUAAAACUGACAAUUAAUGUCCAACAUUAUGAAUAUUAUCGAGAUGAAAUGGCUGGUGGGAUUCAUUUAAUGAUUCAUGGACAGGAUGAGGAACCAGUAAAAAUGCAAGGACAAAUAGUAUCUCCAGGAUAUUCUUUUUAUGUUAAAGUUGAAAAAAAAACUAUAAUGAACUUAGAAAAACCUUACAAAACUGAAUGUGGUACAGUAAAAUUAAAGUACUUUGAUCGUUACUCCAUGCAUACAUGCUGGCUUGAGCAACUUACAGACUAUGUUAAUAAAAUGUGUCAUUGCAAAGAUUUUUUUAUGCCUGGAAACAUUCCAUAUUGCAGUUUGCCUGAAUUACAAAACUGUACAUGGAUAGAAUGGGCAAAGUUUAACAAGGAUAAAAUGUAUAAGUGCCCGUUGCCAUGUAAAAUUGAUUUGUAUGGAGUGAGCUUAUCUCGAGCAUUGUUUCCGACUACCCAAUAUUCUAGCAUACUUGCUGAACAGUUUCGCAAACAGCCUCAUGUUUUAAAUAUUGUACACAAUAUUACUGAUGAGCUCUUAUUUAUGAGAGAUAAUUUACUUCGUUUUAUUAUUUAUUAUGAUGAUUUGUCGUACGAGGUACUUGAACAGAAACCAAGUUAUGAAACAUUAGUCUGGUUAGGAGAUAUUGGUGGACAGAUAGGCUUAUUUAUAGGAGCAGGUGUAAUGUCGUAUUUUGAGUUUCUUGAUUGUUUGGCUAUAGUGAUAUACACACGGUUUUUUCAGAAGUUUACUUCCUCAUGA
Molecule: messenger RNA, 1355 nt
Organism: Hydra vulgaris (swiftwater hydra)
Lineage: Eukaryota; Metazoa; Cnidaria; Hydrozoa; Anthoathecata; Hydridae
Product: acid-sensing ion channel 1-like
Biological process (GO): sodium ion transmembrane transport
Cellular component (GO): plasma membrane
Molecular function (GO): ligand-gated sodium channel activity
Source: RefSeq, marked provisional